Molecule: messenger RNA, 1995 nt
Organism: Paramisgurnus dabryanus
Lineage: Eukaryota; Metazoa; Chordata; Actinopteri; Cypriniformes; Cobitidae
Source: RefSeq, a predicted model, not a curated record
UAAACAAAUGCAUCUGUUGUUAAAUGUUCUUUUUUAAAUGCUACCUCACGGAUUUAUUGUAUAUGAUGACUCUGUACCUGUGGAUAUGGUGAGAUGAGAAACAUUUUUAAGUAAUGCUUAAAAAAACUGACGCUGUCCAAGUGCUGAACCUUGUGGAGAGCCGUUUGUAAAUUCUUUAUCUCCUGUUUGUUACAAAUAAAGUAUCUUUACAGUACAAACCUUUUCUUACAUACUUGUAAAUAAUUUUUUGAUGAUAUUGGAAAGCCAUACAUUUAAAGCAAUUAAAAGCCUGCUUUUUUACUUCCAUGACUAAAAGUAAAUGGGUUUUAAAGGUUUCAAUGAAAAUAUAAGAAUUUUAAUACAAGUGAAAAACAAAACAAUUAUUUAACAUCAAUCUUAAACAAUCUUCUUCCUCCGCUUAGUUUUUCAGUUUACAAAGUCUGUCAUCUAAAUAGGGAUUAGACAUAGCGCCAGUGCAACAGGCUUUUUAAGGGGAUGAGAGCUGAGUCUCUCAUUGGUUUAUUGCACGUUACACCCAAAAUACUCCCAUUACUCAUUAAAAAAAAAUAGGACCAACCCUUUUCGACCAUGCGCUCGGUGCACAAACCAUUUUUCCCGUCGUUAAAUUAGCAAAAGUGCAUUCGGACACGCCCAUUUAGAUGUUGCACUGUGCACUUUAGACAAUGGGCUUAGAUCGUUAAAAUAGGGUCCAAAAGUGUCUCUUACUUUACACUGAUAUGAUUUUAAUUUUUGUUUUUGUUCUCUCAUGUUUUCAGCUCGUCUGCCCGUUCCUUUCAUCAGCAGAGAUUGUACAAAAAACUUUUUAUCAGUCUCAAAAUGUGUGUUGUUGUGUUCAGUGAAUGUGACAGAUGUGAGAGAUGUGAGUCUGUCCUGGUAUAAAGGAAACAGUUUAUUGUCCAGCAUCAGUGUGUCUGAUCUCAACAUCAGACUCUCUCUACCUCUGGAGGUUGAAUAUCAGGAUACAAACACAUACAGCUGUGUACUCAACAAUCCCAUCACAAACCAAACUCAACAUCUCAACAACACUCAACUCAGUCAGCCGUGUUUAGAUACAACAGCUCUCACCUUCAUUGUGAUCUGUUGUGUUUUUGAUGGAUCUCUGAUGAUUGUCACCUCAGUUCUGAUCUUCUGGAUCUGUAGGAAACUCAGAAACACACAGCAACAGGUUCAAACCAGAGAAGAGGAAAUCACUUAUGCAGAUCCAACAUUCUAUAAAAGAGCAGCAAAUAAACCGAGAGAUCUGCAGUAGAGGAUGAUGUGGUGUAUACAUGAGUCAAGAGACGAUAAACAAACUCUCUGUGAUUCUCAGAUCAACAUUCAGCUGUUUAAUCAUCUUCACUUUCAGUUAUAACUUUACAUAAAGCGCUUAUUACAUUUAAGAUGUCUGUGUUCUCUCUCACUUCAAGAUUUGUUGCUUCUCCACUGAAUUCUCAAGCAUAAUACACGCUAACAAACGCUAUAAUGCAAGCAUAUAUCAACAAUAUUUCACCAUGUUUUAAAUAAUGUUUAUAGACAACAGUUUAAAGAAAGACAGAACUGUACAUUAUCAGAAACAACUAAAGUAUUUGAUUUUAAAACACAAACCAUGUCUAUUGUUUUAUUUUUCUAACUGAAUGCAUCUGACACAUUAACAGGUUCAUUCAGGUUCAAGUGAUGCCUGAUGUGGAAAGAAAUGUGGUUUUGUUAUACUGGUGGACGUGAAAUGUGCGUUUUUAUUUAACUGUUUGUGGUUAAUGUGUAUAUGUGUGUGCAUGUGAGAGGCAUAAACAGUGUGUUUCUGUAAAUACUGUGUGACUUUUUCACUGUACACAAAGCAUUUGAAUUCACCCAUGCUAAUGUUUAACAAAUAAAAGAUUGCUUUAAAUCAAACCGUACUGUUACAGUCGUAUGCAAAAGUUUAAGAACCCCUGACAAUUUCCAUGAUUUUCAUUUAUAAAUAUUUGGGUGUUUAGAUUAGAUUUUUUUUUAAUUGGC